Molecule: messenger RNA, 1395 nt
Organism: Symbiodinium sp. CCMP2456
Lineage: Eukaryota; Dinophyceae; Suessiales; Symbiodiniaceae
Source: the annotation of a GenBank genome assembly
AUGCCGGCAGACAUGCGCUCGCUGAGCAGGCUCCUUUCUGGCAGCGGAUGGUUGAGCAGUGGGCGCCUGAUCCAGCACGAAAGCCUCCUUUGCAGGAGAGCAUCGAUCCAGAGCCGCAGAAACAUGGGCUGCUCCACUGAAGCAGUUGGCAUUCUGCUCAUGGCUGCAUCUGGGCUUGCUGUGACCUGUGAGAUGGUGACCAGCAAAGCCAUCGAGGACAUGCAUUGGCCGUAUUGGUACUUGUUGGCUGCUUGUUGUUCUGUCGGAACGAUGGCAAACGGCCUCGUAUUGUGGUGGCAGGGGGUCAACUGCCCGAAGCUACCGGAUGUGAAGUGGAUUUUUGCGCGAGCUCUCUUCGAGAACUUACAUUGGAUGCUGGCCAUUUAUGCAGUGCUGGUUGGAGCCGCUCCGGGUGACGUGGCCGCGCUUACAAGCAUUGACAUCAUCGCUGCUGCACUUUUGGGCCUCCUGUUCUUGGGGGAGCGAGUCAGCAUGCUGCACUUCCUUGCCUUGGUUCUUUCAGUUGCUGGCGCUCUUUUCAUCUCGCAGCCGCAGUUUCUGUUCGGCAUCACUGAGGGGUCGAAGCAAUCUCCACUUGGCUACUGCUUGGCGAUGUUGGCAGGGUGCUUCCAAGCCGGUGCUUUCGUCUGUGCCCGCAAGUCCACCCACAUCCCGGUCUCACUGCUGACCGUCUUGUCACUGUUUCUGAGCGUUCCGCUGGCUUUCGUGCCGCCGUCCCUGGGUUUGCAUUCUGGAUCAGAGGACGGUCUCAAGCUUGUAGCUGACAAGCCUUGGCAAGCCCUGGCGCUGCUCUCCGCAAUGACAGCUUGGGUGUUGCUUUCCAUUAUGCUGCCAGCAGCGGGAGCGACGAGGUGUCCGGCUGCAGUCAGCGCAACGGUUUUCACAUCUGCAAGUAUGAUCUCAGGCUAUGUGGCACAAACAGUACUGAUGAAUGAUGCCCCCAAGCCGAUGAAGCUCUUGGGAGCCACAUGCAUGCUUUUCAGUGUCGUGAUCAUGGCAAUCCGAUGCCAACCGGCUGAAGAGUCAGAGCCUUCCUGCGCGGACUUUGUGCCAGAGCCUACGGUCAUAGGCAGUGCGACCACGGAGGACGACGAGACGCAGAGCCUCGGAUCUUUCGUCGCUUCCGAGGUUUCCUUCGCAUCGAGCUCCAGCCUUCGACGGCGCAGCAGCACCAAUUCCAAACCUCUGCCUCAGCGCCUCGAUCAGUUGUACAGCGCCUUACAUCGUGAUCCUGUACAGGGCCUCGAUAUGGCCAUGUCGCAUCUUGCUGGCAGAGUGAAAACACGUUCAGCUGGGCUGGUGGCCCAAAUGCCUCGUGCCGAGAGGCCAUGGCUGCGUCCCGUGCUUCCACACCAAAUGGUGCCGGAAUAUUAA